Messenger RNA from Tupaia belangeri chinensis (Chinese tree shrew), 2205 nucleotides. It is a transcript of the gene FAM219A, whose product is annotated as family with sequence similarity 219 member A. NCBI's taxonomy places the organism in Eukaryota, Metazoa, Chordata, Mammalia, Scandentia, Tupaiidae. The transcript is spliced from 6 exons. The record is from RefSeq and is a predicted model, not a curated record. Bases 143 to 700 code for a protein of 185 amino acids.
GUUGCCGGCUCUCCUGCCCGCCGGACUCGUCCGGGGUGGCCUAGUCUGCACCACCCGCCGGGCUCCUGGGGCCGCCGCCCCGCGCGGUCCUGUUGGCGUUCCUGGCCGCGCCCGGCCCCUGGCCCACUCGCCCGCCGGCACCAUGAUGGAGGAGAUCGACCGGUUCCAGGUGCCCACCGCGCACUCGGAGAUGCAACCGCUGGACCCAGCCGCUGCCUCUAUCUCAGACGGAGACUGUGACGCCCGGGAGGGUGAGUCAGUAGCCAUGAAUUACAAACCAUCCCCGCUCCAAGUGAAGCUGGAGAAGCAGCGGGAGCUGGCCCGGAAGGGCUCUCUGAAGAAUGGCAGCAUGGGUAGCCCUGUCAACCAGCAACCCAAGAAGAACAAUGUCAUGGCCCGGACGAGGCUGGUCGUCCCCAAUAAAGGCUACUCCUCGCUUGACCAGAGCCCAGAUGAGAAGCCACUGGUUGCUCUUGACACGGACAGCGAUGAUGACUUUGACAUGUCCAGAUACUCCUCCUCCGGCUACUCCUCUGCUGAGCAGAUCAACCAAGAUUUGAACAUCCAGCUGCUGAAGGACGGCUACCGGUUAGAUGAGAUCCCCGACGACGAGGACCUAGACCUCAUCCCCCCCAAAUCCGUGAACCCCACCUGCAUGUGCUGCCAGGCUACGUCCUCCACCGCCUGCCAUAUUCAGUAGCGGGCGGGACCACCGCGGCCGCCAAGGUGGGGCCUCUGCGGGCCAGGUUGGACUGGGCAGGGGCCAACCCCUCUCCAGCUCCUGCACCUGCCCCCAGGCCCUGCGCCCCCAAGAGCCGCCAACCUCGUAACAGUCAUUGCUUCCUCCUAUGGUAGGACGUGUACCUCUGUGUGUUCAUGGAGCCGGAGAAACCAAAACCGGGUCUCUCUCCACCCCGGGGGCUGAGGAGGGGUGGGAGCUGUUUGUUCAGUUACUUGGGGGACUUCACCCAACAUCCUCCCCCCCUCCCCAAGGCUGCAGUCUGAUGGGAGAUGGAGGGAUGGCAAGGAGGCCAAAUGUAAUGAGUGAGGGAGGGAUCACAAAGCCAGGGGCUUAGCCCCACCCCAGUGAAGCCAUGAACCCCCACAACCCCAGCCUAACUAGGAAAGGGGCUCAGAGAGAGAAAGGCCCAGGGCAGUGGGGGCAAGUCCUAGCACCUCAGAGCCCCUUUCAUGCACCCCCUGCCGGACCAUGUACCUAUUUACGUUGUCCCCUCAUCUCCAGAUGGGAAGCCUGGCAAAGCUGCCUGAGAGGUUAAUGACCCCCCCACCGCCCACAUCCAUUGGAUCACUGCCUUCUUCCUCCUCUUUGCCCCAUUCACUUUCUUCUUUGCUCUCUGGGUGUGGGGGUGGAUAAGAUGGGCCUUAGAGAUAGGCCAGACUUCGGAGUGUUAAGAUCUAUCCUCACUGGUCCUUAACCAAUGUAUAUUUCUGCCACCCCACUCCCAUACCCCUUCCACACUACCAGUCCUUCUAUUCAUUGGUUUCUGUCCCAGGCUAUAAACAGAGAUAAGGCCAGCCUCUAAUGGAAGAGAAUGGAAAUGUCCCUCUCCCAUCUCACAUCAGCCCAAGAUCUGGGAGGCUGUUUCUCAGUAAGAAUCUUUAAGAACGCAAGCUCAGGAGAACACAGUGGGCUGAGUGUCUGCAUGUAUAUGGCAGGAAGAAUGUGGCAGGCAGAAUGUGUGGGGGUCUGAGCCUGUCAGAGUGCGUCUGCAUCUCUGUGUUGGACCUGUCUCUCUAGGUAUCUAUUCCUGUCAUAGAGUGGGUGUCCAUGGUGGGGAGGUGACUGUGGUCUGUUUCCUGUGAGAGAGGCUGAUCCACAGUACAGUGUGCUUAGGCCCUGGACUGGGAGUCUGAGCUGGGUUCUGGUCCUAGCUCUGCUGCUCUCCCUGUGUUCUUCGAAAAGCUGCCUGCUUUCUCUGAGCUUCAGCUGCCUGAACUAUAAAAUGAAUAGCAGCUGAAAUUAUUUUUAAGGUCCCUUCAUACCGGAAGGAAUGUUGUCUUUGGAAUUUUGGUGGAGGGUAUGGGGAGAUUACUGUGUGUCUUUGAGGAUUCCCAGGGGGCUUCCUGACUGGUGGAAAGGGGAAGAGGGAGUUUCUAUCAGGACAUGUAUAUUGAGUACAUGUAGAUCUGUUUAGAAAUGUGUGUAUGUGUGUGUGUGUGUGUGUGAAUAUGUAUGUGUGUGGG